Camellia sinensis is the source of this 2467-nucleotide messenger RNA. The record is from RefSeq and is a predicted model, not a curated record. Lineage: Eukaryota; Viridiplantae; Streptophyta; Magnoliopsida; Ericales; Theaceae.
UGGAUACAUGUGUAAGCUUUGAUGAUUUUACUAAGAAACACUUGAAAGAAUCUCAUUACAGGGAGAUCCUUAUUGUGCCCUGACAACAUCAAUCUCAUUUCGGAGGUUCAUGUUGGAAUCAUUGGCGUGUGAAAAAUGGUCGUGUUUCUCUAACAAUCAGUACUUGGAAGAAGCUAAGAAAUCUUCUAAGCCAGGUUUAGUUGCCCAGAGGAAAGCUUAUUUCGAAGCCCUUUACAACAGAAAUGGUGCUAAGAAACCUGCAGCAUUGCUUGAGGAGCAAAAUGCAGCGUGUAAUGAACCAAAUGUUAUGGAAGAGACAUCCAGAGACAGCUCAAAUCCUCCACGAAUUCCAACUAGGGCAUCAGCAAAUAGGUUAUCAGUGCAUUCUCCAACAGCUCCUCAAGAAGAAAGAAGAAGAAGUAAACCAGUGGAUGAUUGCUCAGUUUCUAGAAGGAGGAUAGCAGAUGGGAAAUCACAUGGGAUAGACCAUUUGAAGACCUCAGGUGUAUCUGGACCCAAAGCACGACGUCCCACAGUACCCUCCCCUUUUAACUUGAGGUGUGAAGAUAGAGCGGCAAAACGUAAAGAGUUCUUUCGAAAGCUAGAAGAGAAGACAAAUGCCAAGAUCUUAGUUUCUGGAAGGAGGAUAGCAGAUGGGAAAUCACAUGGGAUAGACCAUUUGAAGACUUCAGGUGUAUCUGGACCCAAAGCACAACCUCCCACAGUACCCUCCUCUUUUAGCUUGAGGUGUGAAGAAAGAGCGGCAAAACGUAAAGAGUUCUUUCAGAAGCUAGAAGAGAAGACAAAUGCCAAGGAGGCAAAUAAAGUGUAUCUCCAAGCAAAAAAUAAGAUCUCACUGACACAGCCUAUGCAGGUUAAGAUGAAGUUAGUUAACCUGGGACAUGCUCAGAGCGAAGAAACAAGGAUGAAAAUUGGCAAUGGAGUGCGAAUGGGGUGGGAAAGGCGCCGUGAAAAACUGAAGCUGCAGGAAACUUGCUACUUUGAGUGGCAGAAUUUGAUAGCAGAAGCUUCUAGAAAGGGAUUUGUUGGUGAGGAAGAGAAGCAGUGGGACUCCUAUGAGAUCUUGGAUGAACAGCUCGAGCAAGAAUGGUUGGAGAGUGUUGAACAAAGUAGAAAAAUGGCAAGACCGAAAGGUAGCAAGAGAGCACCCAAUUCUCUUGAGCAAAGGAGGAAAAUUUCAGAGGCCAUUUCUGCCAAAUGGGCUGAAACUUGCUACUUUGAGUGGCAGAAUUUGAUAGCAGAAGCUUCUAGAAAGGGAUUUGUUGGUGAGGAAGAGAAGCAGUGGGACUCCUAUGAGAUCUUGGAUGAACAGCUCGAGCAAGAAUGGUUGGAGAGUGUUGAACAAAGUAGAAAAAUGGCAAGACCGAAAGGUAGCAAGAGAGCACCCAAUUCUCUUGAGCAAAGGAGGAAAAUUUCAGAGGCCAUUUCUGCCAAAUGGGCUGAAACUUGCUACUUUGAGUGGCAGAAUUUGAUAGCAGAAGCUUCUAGAAAGGGAUUUGUUGGUGAGGAAGAGAAGCAGUGGGACUCCUAUGAGAUCUUGGAUGAACAGCUCGAGCAAGAAUGGUUGGAGAGUGUUGAACAAAGUAGAAAAAUGGCAAGACCGAAAGGUAGCAAGAGAGCACCCAAUUCUCUUGAGCAAAGGAGGAAAAUUUCAGAGGCCAUUUCUGCCAAAUGGGCUGAAACUUGCUACUUUGAGUGGCAGAAUUUGAUAGCAGAAGCUUCUAGAAAGGGAUUUGUUGGUGAGGAAGAGAAGCAGUGGGACUCCUAUGAGAUCUUGGAUGAACAGCUCGAGCAAGAAUGGUUGGAGAGUGUUGAACAAAGUAGAAAAAUGGCAAGACCGAAAGGUAGCAAGAGAGCACCCAAUUCUCUUGAGCAAAGGAGGAAAAUUUCAGAGGCCAUUUCUGCCAAAUGGGCUGAAACUUGCUACUUUGAGUGGCAGAAUUUGAUAGCAGAAGCUUCUAGAAAGGGAUUUGUUGGUGAGGAAGAGAAGCAGUGGGACUCCUAUGAGAUCUUGGAUGAACAGCUCGAGCAAGAAUGGUUGGAGAGUGUUGAACAAAGUAGAAAAAUGGCAAGACCGAAAGGUAGCAAGAGAGCACCCAAUUCUCUUGAGCAAAGGAGGAAAAUUUCAGAGGCCAUUUCUGCCAAAUGGGCUGAAACUUGCUACUUUGAGUGGCAGAAUUUGAUAGCAGAAGCUUCUAGAAAGGGAUUUGUUGGUGAGGAAGAGAAGCAGUGGGACUCCUAUGAGAUCUUGGAUGAACAGCUCGAGCAAGAAUGGUUGGAGAGUGUUGAACAAAGUAGAAAAAUGGCAAGACCGAAAGGUAGCAAGAGAGCACCCAAUUCUCUUGAGCAAAGGAGGAAAAUUUCAGAGGCCAUUUCUGCCAAAUGGGCUGAAACAAAACAUGGUUUGUUAAGCAAGUUUUAUCUUUUCCCACUAGGCAUUCCGUGA